Liolophura sinensis is the source of this 7474-nucleotide messenger RNA. RefSeq lists its product as uncharacterized. Lineage: Eukaryota; Metazoa; Mollusca; Polyplacophora; Chitonida; Chitonidae. Bases 75 to 3020 code for a protein of 981 amino acids. The transcript is spliced from 10 exons. The record is from RefSeq and is a predicted model, not a curated record.
UAGACGACGGUGAAAUAUUAUCUUGUUUGUAAUUAUUAAGAAAAGGAGGUUGAUUUGAGGGUGACUUCACUCCCAUGGUGCUGACAGGGCUGAUGCAUCCACAUGGCAGACUGCCCCCUCUACAGGCGAUUGGCAGAACUACUACUUUUGAUGAUGUUGACAACACUCUCUACUUCUCAUUGGAGUCCGAUGUUGGAUAUCCUGGUGAACAGUCAUUUUUUCCAGAGAGAGAGCAGAGAAAGUUUGGCCAGAAUGAUGGAGAGCUGGCUACAAAGCUUCUACAGCGCAGUUUUCAUGUGCUGGAACCUGGUUCUCAUGUCUGUAAGAAGACACCAGAGCACAGCAGUUCCAGCUUCACUCAUUGCACAAAUGGCAUGUCAAUUGCCAGACAGUAUGCUCAGCUGCGUCACCUGAUGGAAGAGCAGGCCAUUUUGGACUUCGUACGUGAUUACGUUUUUCGCAUAAAGGCACUUACCGCUUUUGUGAAAGAUUUAGAAAACCUUGUAUACAAUGAAUACCAGACAUGGUACAGUAUCAUGCAUAACUCCCUCACUCAUGCUCCUAACAGCAAACUUUUCUGUCUGACAACGGUCUGUGAAGACCUGCGCAUCCAUGUUAAUCACUGGAACUGUAUCAAACAGAGGCUGUACACAGAUCGCUGGCUUAAGACAUCGCAGAAGAGGCUUAGUUUUGAGCUGGAUCUUGUACGGCAGGUCUUGUUCAAACUGCAGGACUGUGCCAUUUGGUGGGUCGAAAGGCUAAUUAAGAUUGGUUUGGAGGUGUUCGGCAACUCUGAUGGGGAAAGUGUAACUCAGGAUAUGUUGUGGAAUAUAUGCCGUGGUAUGGAGGAGUUUAACUCCAUUGUGACCAGUGUUCAUCAUACCCCAGGCAAGGAGGGCAGCCAGCCACUGUUUCCUCUGAAGUGCCAUAAUAGACACAGGUCUUUACAGCUGACAGCCAGGGGAAAUAACUGCAUUCCUCACAUCGGAAGCUCUCUGCGACCAAUUUCAUUUUCUAGGGUACUUGGCAUCAUUUCUGGUGAGCGGGCGAAGUAUGCGGCUGUGAAAGCUCAUCGUUUUUUCACAACUAGUGAUUGGUUUGUGACAUUGGUACACAAUACAAACUUGGUGCAUUUUUUCUGGAAAGUAGAAGAUUCAAGAAUUCGAUCUGUAAAACAAGCUAACUGUUGCUCAGUUCAGUCGGAGAACCAGCAGACUUCUGACUACUACACCACCUCAAGUGUUGCCUCUCCAAAUCUCGUGUCCCCACUUUUUCAGAUACACAAUAUGGCUAUGCCAGAUCUUUCUGUGAAUUCACCUCUAAUAGACUUUGCUGAGCAGGAACAAGACUUCAUUGGUCGUUUCUUAAAUGUUGCUUCUAGUUCUACAAACCUUUUACGCAAAAAUGGAACUUCUGUUGAUCGAGGAAGUGGGAAGUCUAAGGGGUAUAGGAGCCCCGCCCGACCCCCACGAGGGCCUGUGGACGAAUCUGCGUUGCUGAGAUCAGACUUAAAACGUAAAUGUGUGUCUUGGGGAGACUCAGUGGACAAUUCUGUCAGAUUGCAGGUGGCCUCGAGAUAUAUGGAGACUCUGUGGCAAGGCUUCCAGAUUCAGCUGGAUAUGUUUUUCAAGGAUUGCUUAUGGGGGCUGGAGGAUGAUUAUGUGGAUACAGAGUUGGGCAGUAUUGUCCUCUGCCGAGAAACCACUGUGAUGAUUGUACGUCAGUUAAUAGCCCAUUCCUGUGCUCAAGAUCAUUUUCCUUCCGGAUGUGUGUCACCUCUGAUGUCGGUGAGAAGGGACCUUCUUCAUUCCUCUGCCUUCACAGCCUGGCACUCAGGAUUAUGUCGAGCCCUGGGAUCAUUUGUGACUGACAAGUUUUACCCCUGCCCCCUGGUGACGGGCGACUACAGCACAAAGACAGGGAUGCUGCUACGGGACACAUUCCAACCCCUCCACUGUGCCCUGACAGAUCAGGCUGUUGGGGAGAAACUUACCAGUAAAGGGGCCAUACCCAAGCCGCGACCAGACCUGUGGGUUGUUGUGAAGCUAGCAUCUCGCCUGCUGUCCACAUGUCACACGGCCCACCUCUGGUGUUACUCCAAAACCUACCAACUGUUGGCUUCCUGGUCUAUAGGCUCCUUCCUGCUGGUCACCCAGACUGACCUCAAGAUGUUGGCUGAUGAGACAGCACACGGAGUUCGGCUCACACAGACCUUGUUAAACCUGAUCAUCGGGAGCUCUGGCAUCCCGUUACAGAAUCCCCUGGCUCAAGAGCUGGCUUCUCUAAAUCAGCAGCUUCAGGACAUCAGUGGUCAGCUACAGACACUGUCAGGAGCUGCAAUGAAGCUGUUUGGGGAAAAGUGUCGCAGCAAAUCUUCACAGGUAUUCCAAGAUGUCAUGCCUCCUGGCAAAACAUGGAAAAGGAGAACAUCGGAAGGGCAUCCUACCAAGCACAGUGCCUAUGUAGAAGAGGCAAUAGACUGUAUCCUUGAACCUGUCUUGGAAGGUGUCAACAAAUUAAAGUCCACUUCCCAAGUAGGGGUCAUUUCCAUUGCAACAGUGGCUAUGUGUGAAGCAUGGACGGAAUUCAUCUUAAAAGAAAAAAUCAAAUUUAGUGUUGAUGGAGCCUAUCAACUGGCAUUAGACUUCAGGUUUGUACGCACCUGGCUUAGUGAGUACAUUGCGAACGACGAGGUCAGACAAAGUGUCCUUGAACUCACCGUAUUUCGUAAAUUAAAUGGAAUCGUACAGCUGUUGAUGAAGCAACCCAAAAAGAAAUCUCAGGAUACUCGCUCUAUUGAUGAUAUUAACUGUGAUUCCAGCCUACACUCAGAGAGCACCCAUGGCAGUUUGGAGGUGGUUGCUUCACAGACCCGACCAUCAGUCCCCAACCUGCAGAAUAGUCAGGUAGAGGACUCUGACAUGAAUCAUGUACAGCACAUUGACUCCUGGCUCGCUCUCAGACUUCAUGGGUCUACACGCUGGAAACUCUCCUCUUGUUUUACUGGUGAUCCCUCAUAACUUUAUCUAAACUGUGAACAGACCUCAUAGCAAAACUCUCCUCUUGUUUUACUGGUGAUCCCUCAUGGCUUUAUCUAAACUGUGAACAGACCUCAUGGCAAAACUCCUCUUGUUUUACUGGUGAUUCCUCAUAACGUCUAAACUGUGAACUGACUUCAUGGUGAAACUCUCCUCUUGUUUUACUGGCAAUCCCUCAUAACUUUUCAACAAUGACUUCAUGGCUCCAUGCACAAUAUAUUUGCUGGAAAAUCGUCUCACCUUCUACUGGGGAUUUCUCAGAACUCCAGUUCUGUGAACAGACUUCAGCGCUUUAUGAGCUGGAGCUGUCUCCUCCUGGGUUAAUAUUGAUCUAACUUAUUAACCGUUUAUUUACAUGUACCAAAUAUGGACAAUAGUUUGGGAAUAGUCCAGGUUAUCUCAGCCCUAACCACUUACAUGUAAGUUAGUGUUUCAAGAAAACACCUCUAUGGACACAAGUUACCUAUAGAGAUGCCUAUGCCACAGACCCACCAGGUCAGUCUUUUAAAAACUGAUUAGGAAUUAAUGUUUUUUCAAUGCUUUGUUUUAGAUUAUUCAAUGUUAAUUAUUUUUUAACUUGAUAAUUGUUACAUUAUCUGUAACAUUAUUUUAAAGAUUUUAAUCCUUCAUUGGAAGAGACAAAAGGGCAUGACAAGUAUCUGCAUAUACAUUGUUUAUUUAUUGUGAUUCGUUGUUCAGUGGUAAAAUUACAUGUAUUACUUGUUGAAUUUAUUAUAUACUACAUGUGUAUUGAAAUACAUGUAAUUUAUUACAAAACUCUUAAUUAAGUAUAGUGUUAAAACCCAAGCAUUUAUACAUACAUACAAAACUCUUUCUAAACUGCUUUGAAAAUGCACGUGAAAUGGAACAUGCACUAGGUUGUGCUAAGGUAUCCAUGCUGCCAGUUCCCGAGGUAUUGGUGACAAAAUAAAGCUUGGCACCAGUUGUAUGGCUGUUUAUGUGACAUAGUUUGAAAUCACUCUUCAGAUGAAAAUCUGUGCAUCAUGCAGUGAAAUUUGUCCAUUACUUGUCAAAGGGUGGUCGUUCACUGCAAUUUCUUCCACCCAUGAAACUAUAUAAAAAAAAGCAGCUGUUAGGAAACUGAAACAUUCAAGUACAGAGUAAAUCUUAAUGAAAUAAGUGCUUAGUGGGCUAUUAAAAAGAGUCAGUGAAAAGUUUUUGUCUCUGCAGGCAGUGAUUUCUAAAGAGGUGCCAGGAUGUAGCUUUUCAGAGCUGUACCUGUAGUCUUUGGGUAAUAUGUGAUAAGCACAAUUUAUACAUAAUCAUUCAGUUAUAUCUUGUUCGCCAGGUGUGCAGAACAUGUUAGUCUCUUUGGAAUGUCCAUCAUAUCUUAUGUUAUGUCUCGUGUAACAUCUGUCCUAUAUCUUGAGAACAAAACCAAUUUUAACAUGUCUUUGGAUCAUUAUUUAGCCUUUACAGCCUUAUAAAAUUUGGCUUGCCUUGCUAAGUAUCAGUAGGGACCUAUACCCCACCUGAAGUAAUUCCUGCCUUUGAGAGACAAGUGGGAAAGUAGUACUCGUGUAUUACAAGAAAACUAUGGACAAUUCAGCGUGGACCCAAGUCACCAUUUGUGGGGGAAAAAAAUACCUUGACAUUAGUUUUGUAUUUGCGACAUGGUAUAUGUAUGUUUAAUGCACUUUUUGCCAGUCCAUGAGUUAGAAAUGUUCACAAAAUUGGGAAUUGAAAGCUGUACGGGUAUGCAGGCUGAGUGAUGCAUAAUAAGCUGAAAACCAAAGCACUAUGUCAUUUGAAAUUGUGAAAUCAGAAUUCUGAAUGGUGUAUGAAGAUUUUCUUAUGGGAGUCCUUUACUGUUGUCAUUAGCAUUAUAUCAUAAGCAACCCAUUCUACACUGAACAAAAAUAUAAACGCACGAACAAAUAUUUUCUGUUAUUUUUAUGUCACAAAAUAUAGUACAUAUCCCAAAACAAUGGGACAUAUUUCUGAACAAUUCAGCUUUAAUUUGCGAGCAUUGCAAUCAAUUCUCAAGCAAUAGUCCUGCAGUAAUGGCAGGAAGAGGACAAUGGGGGUCAAUGGGCCAAGUUCACAGACGUCAGUAACGCGUGUGACCACCAUUAGCCUCGCGUAGAGCUGUACACCGGCGACGCAUGGAUAUCACCAAGUUGUCAAUUGUGGGCUGGGGGAUGUUGUCCCAGUCCUCCUGGAGUGCCACUCGCAUUUGGCGAAUGUUCUGGGGAACUGGAACCCGGUGGCGGACACGCCUAUCCAGAACAUCCCAGAGGUGUUCAAUGGGUGACAUGUCUGGUGAAUACGGCGGCCAGUUGAGGACAGGAAUAUCCUCCUCCUCAAGGAAGUCCCUGCAUAUCCUGGCAGUGUGUGGGCAGGCGUUGUCGUGUUGGAAAGUCAAAUGAUGGAGCACCACAAAGGGGGCAACAAUAGGUCUAAGGAUUUCAUCUCGGCAACGUUGUUGAAAUGCAGACGUGUGCGCUGUCCAUGACAAAUGCCUGCCCACACCAUGACACUUCCGCCACCAUAAGCCACCCAUCGCAGGACAUUAGCGUCAGCAUACCGCUCACCAGCACGGCGCCAAACCCGAACUCUGCCAUCAGCAUGGUGCAGCUGGAAGCGAGAUUCGUCACUAAAGAGCACAGUCCUCCAACGAGCAAGUGUCCAGCACACAUGAAUAUUGGCCCAGUCCAGUCGUGUCCGACAUCGGGCUACCGUUAGGUCGAUGCCCUGGUGUGGUCGACGUGACCGGAGAUGAGCCUCCCGCAGCCGGUUCCUGACUGUCUGGGCUGAAAUCCACCUGUUGUGAAGACCGACAGUCUCAUCAGCAGUUCUGGUUGCUGGGCGGGUCCGAUCACGCAGGUGUUGGAGCCGCAUGUGCUGGUCUCGUGCGGGCGUGGUCACACGUGGCCGGCGGGCAUGUGCGCGGUUGACUGUGGUACCAGUCUCUCUGAAGCGAGUCCUCAGGCGGCUGAUAGUGGAAUGAUGCACAUUCAGUUGGGCUGCCACAGCAGUAACAGAUAACCCAGCAUUAAGCAUGCCAAUGGCACGCUCCCUCAUGAUUUGUGGCAUGUCGGCAUGUGGCACAAAUCCACACUUUGGGGUGGCCUUUUACUGAGCAAGCUGUAAGGAAUGUCUGCGUGUUGCUCACGCACACUGACCAUCGCACUGUCACGCCCCAUUGGUCACAUGGGUUGACUUUUUCAGCAUACGAGUAUACCCACUCAGAAUGGUCAUUUGCAAUGGGACCACUUGUGUUGUGCAACACGAAGGACCCAUUAAACAAAUAUAUCACUGGUUUGACCAUUUCCAAAUAAUGGUCAGUUUGACUUGGAUAUAUAGGUUGGUGCGUUUAUAUUUUUGUUCAGUAUAGUAUUUUCUGGGCCCUCUAGUUACAUAAUGAGAACAUUUUCCUGCUUUAAGUACCUCAGGCCUAAGCCCUGUACAUGUACUCUAUGGUUCAUUCCUCCCCCUGUGAUGACGAGUUCUGCAUCAGACUGAUGGUAGUAUUCCUCAUUCAUAGCAGGACAACCAUGGUCAAUCUGUCUUGCGCCCCGAGUUACCAUUGCACAGCAAAAGGUACAUUAUUGCAACAUGUCAGUAAUGACAGUAGUCUGCUCCAUUUAAGUAAUAUUACAGUCUCUUGCUUUGUAGUAGUUCAACCUGUAACAUGUAUAACUAGAAGAUCGAUCCAAUCAUGUACUAGAAUUGCAUUUUUGAUUCUGUUAGAGUUGGUCCUGUAGAUUGAUGUAUUAGAGACAAUAUGGCUUUGAUACUGCCAAUGUGGCAUUAAACCACAUUCAUUCAUUCUGGUGGAUUGACCUUUGACCUAUAAGGUCAUGCAAGUUCAACUCCAGUAUGAAUGUUCAGCUGUUGAUAUCAUUAGUGUCUUAUACUGAUCUAGAUUUAAAGUUUUAAUUAACUGUUUAGUAAUACUAGAAUGAUUUCCCAAUUAUUAAUUAUUACUGAAAUGUCAUAAGGAGUACAAGUGCUGCUUGCAGAGCAUGUGAACCAAAGCUGGGAUGGACUGACUUGUGACCUGACUUGUGUGAUCAGACUUGUGUGAUCUGACUUGUGUGAUCUGACUCCUGUGAUCAGACUUGUGUGAUCUGACUCCUGUGAUCAGACUUGUGUGAUCUGACUCGUAUGGUCAGGAAGACCACUGAGCCUUGUUCAGAGUCACAGAAUAUUAUUAAACUACAUGUCUCUAUAUAAGAUGUCUGCCCUGUUGUUUUCUCUCACAGAUGCAAAUUUAAUUUUUCAUACUGAUAGAUCUACAAGAGUGUAAAUCCUGGUGUAAUUGAAUGAAUGCUAAUUGUCACUCGCUGGUUUUAGUACGUAUUCUUUCCAUUGAUGUCCAUUCAGGUUCCAUUUCUUGAUUCCUCUCUAUGUUGGUUAAUAGCACUGAUUAAGAUCUUUGCUUUGCAGAUCCCAUAUUCUUAGUACAAAGA